AUAAUACAGAUCUCCAUGUAUUCAUUCAUACAUCCCAUUCAACAUAAACAUAAGUAUUUAUAUUUACGGAUAGGAUUGACUUCCCCAACCUGCUUCUCUCUCUAUUCCAUCUCUCUGUUCUCUGCCGGAUAUUCAUCUUCACUACUAGUUUUUCCUAUUGCUGUUUCUGACUUUGUUUCGUUUUCGCAGUGCUUCAAAUUCAAAGAGAGACAGAGAGAGAGAGAGACACAGACAGACACUAACAUGGCGCAGAUACUGCUUCAUGGCACUAUGCACGUCACUAUCUAUGAGAUUGAUAAACUUCACGCUGGUUUUGGUCGCAAAUUCUUCAGCAAGAUUGUGGAAAACAUUGAGCAAACUGUCGGUUUCAAUAAAACUGCUUCUAGACUCUAUGCUACCAUAGAUUUAGAAAAAGCCAGAGUUGGCCGAACCAGGCUGUUAGAACAUGACCGCUCCAAUCCCCGCUGGUACGAGUCUUUCCACAUUUACUGUGCCCAUAUGGCUUCUAAUGUUAUCUUCACAAUCAAAGAAGAUAAUCCUAUUGGGGCAGAGCUGAUUGGAAGAGCUUACAUGCCUGUCCGAGAACUCCUUAAUGGAGAAGAAGUCGAUAGAUGGCUUGAGAUUGUCGAUAAUGACCAUAAACCCCUUCACGGACAUUCGAAGAUCCAUGUGAAACUACAAUAUUUUGAGAUUACUCAAGAACGUACUUGGUCUCGAGGGAUUAGAAGUGCAAAGUUUCCCGGUGUCCCUUACACAUUUUUCACUCAGAGAAAUGGAUGCAAGGUUACUCUUUAUCAAGAUUCUCACAUUCCAGACAACUUUGUACCUAAAAUUCCUCUUUCUGGGGGAAAAAAUUAUGAGCCACAUCGAUGCUGGGAAGACAUAUUUGAUGCCAUUUCUAAUGCGAAGCACUUCAUAUACAUUACAGGGUGGUCUGUAUUUACUGACAUCACCCUGGUAAGGGACACGAGAAGGCCGAAGCCAGGAGGUGACAUAACUUUAGGGGAGCUUCUGAAGAAGAAGGCCAACGAAGGUGUGAGGGUUCUGAUGCUUGUUUGGGAUGAUAGAACUUCGGUUAAGUUAUUGAAAAAGGAUGGUUUGAUGGCCACUCAUGACGAAGAAACUGAAGAGUUUUUCCAUGGCACUAAAGUUCACUGUUGCUUAUGCCCUCGGAACCCUGAUGAUGGGCGGAGCAUUGUUCAGGACUUGGAGAUUUCUACCAUGUUCACUCAUCACCAGAAGAUUGUUGUGGUGGACGGUGAGAUGCCCAGUGGAAGAUCAGGAAAAAGGAGAAUUGUGAGCUUCGUCGGCGGAAUUGAUCUCUGUGAUGGGAGAUAUGACACUCCCUUCCAUUCCCUUUUCAGGACCUUGGAUACAGUACACCACAAUGAUUUUCAUCAGCCCAAUUUCACCGGUGCCUCUAUUAACAAAGGUGGUCCGAGGGAGCCAUGGCACGACAUUCAUUGCAGGUUAGAAGGGCCUAUUGCUUGGGAUGUCCUCUUCAAUUUUGAGCAGAGGUGGAGGAAGCAAGGUGGGAAGGAAGUGCUUAUUGCACUAAGAGAACUCGAGAACAUAAUUAUACCUCCUUCUCCGGUAAUGUACCCAGAAGACAAUGAAAUAUGGAAUGUUCAGUUGUUUAGGUCCAUUGAUGGUGGAGCCGCUUUUGGCUUCCCUGAAAGCCCCGAAGAUGCAGCUAAAUCGGGGCUCAUCAGUGGGAAGGACAACAUCAUUGACCGGAGCAUUCAAGAUGGUUACAUCAAUGCCAUUCGUCGUGCAAAGAAUUUUAUUUACAUUGAGAAUCAGUAUUUCCUUGGGAGCUGUUUCGGUUGGAAUUCUAGUGACAUCAAGGAUGAAGACAUCGGUGCUUUGCAUCUGAUUCCAAAGGAACUGUCAUUGAAGAUUCUUAGCAAGAUUGAAUCUGGUGAAAGGUUCACUGUCUACAUUGUGCUUCCAAUGUGGCCAGAGGGUAUUCCGGAGAGUUCUUCUGUUCAGGCUAUUCUGGAUUGGCAAAGGAGGACUAUGCAGAUGAUGUAUACUGAUAUAGCUCAAGCCAUUCAUGCCAAGGGAAUUAAUGCAAGCCCUAAAGACUAUUUGACAUUCUUUUGCCUUGGGAAUAGGGAGACACCGAAGAGUGGAGAGUAUGUGCCUUCAGAAAGGCCGGAAAACGACACAGAUUACAGUCGAGCUCAGCAAGCUAGGAGGUUCAUGAUCUAUGUUCAUGCCAAGAUGAUGAUAGUUGAUGAUGAAUACAUAAUCAUUGGAUCAGCCAACAUCAACCAAAGGUCAAUGGAUGGUGCCAGGGACUCAGAAAUCGCCAUGGGAGGCUUCCAACCAUAUCACCUAGCCACCAGGCAGGCUGCCAGGGGUCAGAUCCAUGGCUUCCGCAUGUCAUUGUGGUAUGAGCACUUAGGCAUGCUCGACAACUCCUUCCUUCAGCCCGAGAGCUUGGAUUGCAUUCGAAAGGUGAACCAGAUUGCAGAAAAGUACUGGGACCUCUAUUCCUGGGAGACACUGGAACGCGACUUGCCUGGCCACCUGCUCACCUAUCCUGUUGGAGUUACUGCAGAUGGACAGGUCACUGAGCUGCCUGGAACAGAGUUCUUCCCAGACACCAAAGCUCGGGUUCUUGGGACUAAAGCUGAUUUCCUUCCUCCAAUUCUAACCACUUGAGAUUCUCAGUAAAUUCAAAUAAUAUUCUCUUACUCCUGGAUAGUAGUAUCAUAGAAUUUGAGUUAUGAAGACUGUUUUUGUGUAUUGUGAAAUUGCUUGAUGAGUUCUUAUCUUGUUGACUAUAAAUUGAACUCCCAUGUAUGUGUACUAUCGGUUGGAUAGACUGAUGGUGUGCUUUUGUUUUCAAAUUGUCAUGUUUGUAGAUUAUCAUAAUUAUUAGAUUAGAA
Messenger RNA from Camellia sinensis, 2897 nucleotides. The record is from RefSeq and is a predicted model, not a curated record. Lineage: Eukaryota; Viridiplantae; Streptophyta; Magnoliopsida; Ericales; Theaceae.